GCCAAUUGGCUCGUGUCAUUUCGCGCGGCCAUAUUUUGCCAGUAUGUGCGAAAUAUUUUGUGACUGCUGAACAAAGCAAGUCGUAGUUCACGAAAUAGUUUGUGUAUAGAAAUACAAGAUAAUCGUUAUGCGCGGAAUAAUCCGCUUAGGGAUGCAUGCAAAUGCGUUAAUGAAUAUGUGAAGUCUAAGUCUAACAUAAAGUAACCUAAAAUAGGUUAUAUUACGAUUUGUUACUGUCGAUUAAUAAAUAAAAUAUUCUUAUUAAAUAAAGAAAAAUGGCUGGACAACAGCAUCCCUUCCCAUCUGGGUUUCCAAACGUACAACAAUCUGCAAUGAGAACACAAUUUGGAGGAGGACAAAUGGUUUCCGGUUUAAUGGGACCCCAACAAGGCGGUAUAGUAAGUCCGCAGCAAUUUGGAGUCGGAGUAGGUGUUGGCGUUGGAGUUGGAGGAGUAGGUUCUAACGCUAUGGGAAUGCCAAAUGCUCAACAAGUCUUAGCCCAACAACAACAGCAACAACAAUCAGUUACCAUGCAACAACAAAUGCAACAGAUGCAACAACAACAAUUGCAAUUGCAGCAACAGCAACAAGCCGCUCUCGUACAACAAACUAAUCAGACUAGUAAUCAGGCUACUACACCGCAAACACCUGUUGCACCAACACAACCUCCUCCUCAACAGCAACAAAAUAAAGAUUUUAACACUGCUAGCUUAUGUAGAUUUGGACAAGAGACUGUGCAAGAUAUUGUAAGUCGUACUUUAGAUGUCUUCCAAACGCUUAAAGUACUUCAACCACCAAAUGGCACGCCACAAGGAGCUAGCGUUGCUAACGAUAAGAAAACUAAAGUACAAGAACAAUUAAGAAUGUUAAAAUUGUUAUUUAAACGUUUGAGGCUCAUUUAUGAAAAAUGCAAUGAAAAUUGCCAACUUCAAGGUAUGGAAUAUACACACAUUGAAAGUUUAAUACCAUUAAAAGAAGAAUGGGAUAUGAAAUCAGAGGAGAAAAAGACAUCAGAAGCUUAUAGACUAGCAUACGAAGAAAGUAAAGAAAUAACAGAGCAAGUCAUAUUAAAGAAUAGGCAUCUUAAAGAAAUAAUUGAUCAUUUAAGACGUAUCAUUUCAGAAAUAAAUACUAUGUUAAAUAUGCGCCGAUCUUAGAUUAUGAGAUGUAUGUAUACUUGUUUAAUUUGCUAUAGAUUUAUACUAUAUGAUAAAGUUAUAUCUUAAUUUAUAUAAGAAUUUAAAGAGAAAUGUGUGAUUUACCUACCUCUAGAAUAAUCUUAGUAUUAAUUAUUAAUAAUAUUCUCAACUUCCAUGGAGAUAAUAUCGUUUGUUCUGAGAAUAGCUUCUGGAAUUAUUCCAAGCGGGGUCUCCAAGUUUCGCACAAAUAAUUCCAGGCAGUCUACGUCAGAGCCACGAAAUUCACCAGUUACGUGUGAAUUUUCAUACAAAUUAAAUUUGGCUUUUUUUCCUGCAAAAUAAAGUAAAUAAAACAGAAUAAUUUACUAAAAUAACUUUUAGAACAACGUAUUAAAACAAAUCACGUUGGUAGUACUUUAUAUGUAAAAUAUCGGAUAUUAUAUUCCAAUUGUAAAUACAUAAAAUCAUUGAAA
Messenger RNA from Polistes canadensis, 1612 nucleotides. RefSeq names its product mediator of RNA polymerase II transcription subunit 30-like. Gene Ontology annotation, biological process: positive regulation of DNA-templated transcription. Gene Ontology annotation, cellular component: mediator complex. Lineage: Eukaryota; Metazoa; Arthropoda; Insecta; Hymenoptera; Vespidae. Bases 276 to 1157 code for a protein of 293 amino acids. The transcript is spliced from 4 exons. Gene Ontology annotation, molecular function: transcription coregulator activity. The record is from RefSeq and is a predicted model, not a curated record.